UUGUUAGAAAGCCAUUCUGUAAUUACAACAGACUUCAGUGCUUGUAAUUAUUUUCAGCCCGUCCCUUAGUGAUUGCGUUUUCCUUGCUAGUUUCAAAAUCUAGUUCGUUGGAAACUACUACUUCAAUCUCGUUUAGUUCUUCAAUGGAAUCCUCACACAACCACUGCGAAUCCGCAGAGGAAUUCUCUCAAUCGGUAACCCUAAAUUCGGAACCCAAUGCAAACCCACAAUCCUCUGAGUCCGACACCAGCACCAACAAUGCUCCGAACUUUAAUGGCGGCUCCGAUGCUUUGGCCAAAGGUCUAUCUUCGAUGCUUACCACUGUGAUUAGGGACUUCGAUUCCAAAGCUCAAGACACUGUCGGGAGCCAGGAGCGACUCUCUUUUGCACUCGACCGUCUCUCACGAGAACUUGAUCAGUUAUUGGAAGAUGCACCGUUGCCGUUCGUUAUGCAACAUGCUGCAAGGAUUUCUGUUGUUAGGAAGAGGGUUUCUUCGCUGAAUUCGGUUCUGAAAUCCAUUCAACGGCGGCUUGAUAAUAUGGAUCGGAUGCUAUUUGCCAGUAAACUACGUGGACAUGUAAUGUCCAAUUUAAGCCAACAUAUGGAAGAGAGUUUGAACCAUCUAUUGCAUUAGGUUGAGCUGUCAGGAAUAGUGCCUUAACAAAUCAAAAGAGGAAUAAGUGGAGGAUUUGAUGAGGGCAUAAAGUUGGGGGGAGUGAAGUGAGCAGGUCAAAACCUUUGAUGUUUGAGGUAUGGUGAGGGCAGCAAUCGUAAAAUAAAAUUCCGACUAACUUGGUAAGGUUAGAUUGGUGACACUUGUAGCUUGACCCAAUCCGAUUGAUUAUUCCUUUCCAUGAUCUUCCUUAUAAUUUCCCAUAAAUCUGACCUAAUUUCUAUCAAGCUGUAUUAAUGAGUUUUAAUUUUAAUCAGUCCAAUUGUGCUCUUUAGUAGCUCUUGUAUUUGCAGCGUGUAUGUGUUUGAGUUAUAAAAGGCUUUCUCCUGCCUGUAUGCUUUAAAUCUGCUUUGUUGUUUUAUUUCCUUCUCUUCAUAAAAGGCUUUCUUCUGCCUGUAUGCUUUAAGUUUUAAAUCUGCUUUGUUGUUUUUUCCUUCUCUUCAUUUACGUCUGAGUUCUAACUAAAAUAUGAU
This is a messenger RNA of Ziziphus jujuba (common jujube), 1147 nucleotides long. RefSeq lists its product as uncharacterized. The transcript has 3 exons. Gene Ontology annotation, biological process: endosome to lysosome transport; lysosome localization; regulation of synaptic vesicle exocytosis. Gene Ontology annotation, cellular component: synaptic vesicle; BORC complex; BLOC-1 complex. The coding region runs from base 144 to 635 and encodes 163 amino acids. NCBI's taxonomy places the organism in Eukaryota, Viridiplantae, Streptophyta, Magnoliopsida, Rosales, Rhamnaceae. Gene Ontology annotation, molecular function: SNARE binding. The record is from RefSeq and is a predicted model, not a curated record.